UUCCUCCUAGUAUCAGUUUAAAAUUAGGGUUCUUUUUUUUUUCACUUCUAGCCUCAUUUUGGUUGGUUUAUAACUUUGAACACUUUUUUUUUUGGUAUUUGGUUUGGUUUACUUAACGCAAUGUUUUUCGCUGAAGAAGAGGUUCAAGUCCAAUCACCGGUUUCUGAAACCUGUUUUACACCCGAGGAGCUUGAAGAAUUAUUAUCUUUCAUUGAAUCUGAUCAACCGGUUAGUCCAAACUCUGGUUCAGAAGGUUCAAGUCGAGCGUUAUAUUCAGUGGACGAGAGGAAGCAAAGACGCAUGAUAUCAAACCGAGAGUCAGCGAAGCGGUCCCGUUGUAGAAAAAAGAUGUAUUUGGAGAACCUCACGGACGAAGUGAACCAGCUGAACAUAGAGAACCAGCAGCUUAGGAACGGGUUAAGUUUACUUGUUAAUCAUUGUCACGUUGUAUGGCGAGAAAAUGAACAGUUAAGAUCCGAAUCCGUAGCUCUUUGGGCCAAACUCUUGGAUCUAUACUGGACUUUAGCCGCCAUGUAAUCACAAUACCUACAUCUUUAGCUUACCUUAACUAAAUCACUAUCACAUCCCGAAUAAAGCUCUAAUUAAAUGAAACUAUUGAAAUUUGAAGAGCAAAAGAAGGACUUAGAGCUUAAUUUCUCUUGUUUCUACAUAAUAUUAGGCAACAUUGGUCAAAAAAAGAUGGUGGAUAAACCCCACUUUUGUUAUCAUGUAAAAAAAAUUUUAAGUCUUACUUUUUUG
Durio zibethinus is the source of this 759-nucleotide messenger RNA. Lineage: Eukaryota; Viridiplantae; Streptophyta; Magnoliopsida; Malvales; Malvaceae. The record is from RefSeq and is a predicted model, not a curated record.